AUGUCCUCCACCGCCUCAGCACCAUCACCGCCGCUCCCCUCCACCUCGGGGUACAUUUCCGCCGUCCGCUCCUCCUGCCUCUCCGCCUCCACCCAUCUCUCGCUCACACCCAACCUCCCCGCCAUCGACGCCUUCCUCCUUUCCCUGUCACCCCUCACCUUCCGCCGUCUCGCCACUCAGCACGGCCUCACCUUUCCCUUGCGCUUCCCUACGCCCAUCGCCGAGAUCAAUUUCCUCUCCAUCCUCGCGCUCCUCAACAGCUUCUCCGGCUACCGAACCGCUUUCCACCGUGCAACCGGCAGUGGGGCGUAUCAGAAUGUGGUGCGCUUCAUGAUCGGGCUCUACAUCUCGAGCGAUGCGGAGGAUCGGGUUGUGGGUGCGGCGAGUUUGACAGCCAAAGGGUUGCGGGGGUUGACGGAAGCAAAGGUCGUCGAGUUGAUGGGUGUCAGUGUGCAUGAGGAGAGGGAGCAUGAGACGUUGAAGGGCGUGACGGUGGGUGUGAGAGGCGGUGAGAUGCUGGAUGUUGUGCAGAUGAUCUUAAAGGCGCUGCAGGGUGUGGCUGGUAAGCUGCAGGAGCUUGGACACGAUAGUCUAGGUUCGUACGUCGUUGGGUUGCUAGAGGCCACAAGGAAGCAGGGGUUGGACGACGACCGAGCCACCGACUUCCUGACGCAGCGCCUCGCAGACGCUUUCGUCGAAUUCCGCGAUACCCACUCCAUCACCGGCGUUGGAGAAGUGUUCCUCUUCAAGAGGAUUUUUUUCCUCCUCCACUCGCUACGACUUCGGUUCGGAGAAAAGCAAGAUUGGUACGUUCCGGAUACGAAGCGCACGCUACCCAUGUUUGUCGACAACGUUCUUCCGACCAUGUGCGUCUGGUUCAACAUGUUCUCCGUACCCGAAGAGACGCCGAAGGGUAUGGAAACGUUGUACGAAUGGGUGAGGACGAAGCACUGCAAUGCGGAUCUGCCGCGGGAGAAGCUGACGGCGGGUGGGAAGGAUGCAGGUCCAGAGCUGAGUCAGGACGAAACGUAUGCCAUCAGGGCAGCUACCCUGAAUGUAGGGAGGGUAGUUGUGGAGAGAGCAAAGGUGUUGGCAAAGGAGGAAAAGGAGGGGAGAGAGUGGUUGGCCGAGUUGAACGAGGUCGAUCUGGAUGGUUAUCUGUGGAGCGUGGCGAAGGAUGAUGAGGCGUUGAGGAGCGUUCCGCGGUUGGUGUUUAGGAGCAUUCACUUUUGA
This is a messenger RNA of Pseudozyma hubeiensis SY62, 1233 nucleotides long. RefSeq lists its product as hypothetical. Lineage: Eukaryota; Fungi; Basidiomycota; Ustilaginomycetes; Ustilaginales; Ustilaginaceae. The transcript has a single exon. The coding region runs from base 1 to 1233 and encodes 410 amino acids. The record is from RefSeq and is a predicted model, not a curated record. Gene Ontology annotation, biological process: tRNA modification.